This is a messenger RNA of Haliotis rubra (blacklip abalone), 942 nucleotides long. RefSeq lists its product as uncharacterized. The coding region runs from base 127 to 942 and encodes 271 amino acids. NCBI's taxonomy places the organism in Eukaryota, Metazoa, Mollusca, Gastropoda, Lepetellida, Haliotidae. The transcript is spliced from 4 exons. The record is from RefSeq and is a predicted model, not a curated record.
GAUCAGUUCUACCACAUCAACCCCCUGCACAUAAUCAUGUAGCGACGUCCUUCCAUCGGGACAUCUUCAUCCUCCGCCUGACCACUCAUGAUCUGCCCGUCACUCAGCCCACGUAACUAAAGCGGGAUGAGUGAUGGAAGCAAUCACAAUGAUGACGAGGCAGGGCUAGGGGAAGACAGCCUUCAUUUUCCAACACAAGAGUCUGGAGAUACCCGACCAACGGAUGAUCAUUUCAGAUCUCUUGUUGAUCAAGAAACCUACUUCAACCUUACAGGCGAAACACAACCGCACAACUCACCUCCUGGGUUAUUCUACUCUAUUCGCUUGCCACCCUCACAGACAGCCAACAGUGGCUAUCAUUCAAUAAGGGCUCCAAACAACGCAAUUCACUUCAGGAAUUACAGGCCACACCAUUACAGUGAUGAUCCUAAUGCAGGUGGUGGUGCUGCAGCUGCUGCUGAUGAUGAUGACUUUGGACACAGUGACCUGUCAGAGUCACAACUGGGCAGCUACGAUGUGGGUAUGCUUAAUCUCGGGGAGGUGAGCCUUGGACAUGGAAACCUAUUGGACAUACCUGUUGAAUCAUCUCUACAUGAGAAUGUUCUCCAUUCAGGGGUGAAUGAUGAGCUGUAUGCCAUCGGACCUGCAUCAUUACCACUAGGAGAUGACAGCGGUGAACGGGACCAGACAUGUAGAAAGUCUAUAUGCAGUGUUGUGUCUGAAGGACAGGAGGUAGUGGAUGAAGAGUGUCAUAUCGAGCAGAUGUCGUUAGUUAGUGUGAAUCCACCUGCAGUUGAAUCAACUGUUUCUCAAAGAGGUGGAGAGCAGAAUGUAACUGUGACCCACAAGAUGCAGGCCAAAAGCACUAACGUGCUCAGCCCACCUAAGACCAUGAAGCAGGAAAAUCCUUCCCUCAUCAACCCUUUAAUAGUGGAAAUUUAA